AGAAGAGGAGGCUCAGGGGCGACCUUAUCGCUCUCUACAGGCACCUUAAAGGAGGCUGUAGAGAGGUGGGGGUUGGUCUGUUCUCCCACGUGCCUGGUGACAGGACGAGGGGGAAGGGGCUAAAGUUGCGCCAGGGGAGGUUUAGGUUGGAUAUUAGGAAGAACUUCUUUACUGAAAGGGUUGUUAGGCAUUGGAAUGGGCUGCCCAGGGAAGUGGUUGAGUCGCCAUCCCUGGAGGUCUUUAAAAGACAUUUAGAUGUAGAGCUUAGUGAUAUGGUUUAGCGGAGGUCUUGUUAGUGUUAGGACAGAGGUUGGACUAGGUGAUCUUGGAGGUCUCUUCCAACCCAGAUGAUUCUGUGAUAUAUUACUAUCAGAUAUAAUAAUAUAUAUCAUUAUUAUAGAUUGUGUUAUCUGAAGCGUGGGCCAGCUAGUAGAGGGAAAUGAGACGCUCCAUGAUCUCCCACAUCCAUUUAUCCCAGCCAUCCCAGGCAUCUUUUAGGGCCUUCUGUGCUGGGGUGACUGGCUCGGUAGAGGGGAGAGCAGUGGAUGCUGUCUCCCUUGACUUUAGCAAGGCUUCUGACACUGUCUCCCGCCCCCAAAUAGAUGAAGUACGGAGCGGGUAAGUGCAAGCGGGCAAGCGGGCAAGCGUAAGUGCAAGCGUGGUGCACCCCAGGGGUUAAUGCUGGAACCACUACCGUGUAAUGUCUUCAUCAGUGACCUGGGUGGUGGGACAGAGAACACACGCAGCAAGUCUGUAGGUGGUACAAAACCAGGAGCAGUGGCUGAUAGACCUGGGAUAUGUCACCCAGAAGGACAUCAUCAGGGUGGAGAAAUGGGCUGACGAGAACCUCAUCAAGUUCAGCAGAGGGCGACGCGAAGUCAACGCACAAGGGCAACGUGAAUGAGACUGGAGAUUUAAGCCUUGUAAUCAGGGAAUCGCAGAACGGUUGAGGUUGGAAGGGAGGCUCCAGGACCCCUGGAGGUCAUCUGGGCCAACCCCCAGCUCAAGCAGGGCCACCUCAUGUAUACUGGUGUAAUACUGGAGGAUAUUUUCAUUACAUGCACAACCCGAGCAGGGAGUUUGAAGUGACCUCUAUGCACAGGUGAGACAAGCCCUGAAAACAUUGUGAAGACGGUAGUUAUUUCCUGUUUGUUUCAAUUUUUAGCUUAGCUUCUGCUUCCUGGGAAAGAUUUGGCAAAGGAAGAGAUGCUACUGACAGAACUAUCGUGAGGAGGACACAGCCACUAUGGUGGCACGAUUGUCACUAACAAGCUGCCUCAGACUAGGUCUUAGGCCUGAUUAAGAUAAUAUUUAAUGUUUUUUUUUUCCAAUGGAAAGCAACACAGUCCCCACUGCUAAAGGCAGGCUGGAGCUGGGCAGUUUGGCUGCCUUGUUCAGCAGCACCCAGCCCUCCCUGGCUCUGCUGCUGUGCCUCCAUCGUAGCUGAAGUCUGUGCUCCCUUCCCCUGCAUGCAGCCUGAACUGACUUUGGACAGAAAUCAGAAACUGCUGUGUCACUAAAAGACAGAAUAAAUAAAUACAAAGGGUUUUCUCUGCUAGAGCUGUUUCCCUCAGGAUCUGGGGGUAAAUAAACCCCAGAUGUCGAGAGCUGCCGCAGCAAACGCUCAUCUCCAGCUCAGACUCAUUUGUGUUCCUCAGCGCUGUCCCCAGAUCAGCCUGGUUUAAAAACCAGUGCACUUCCCCAGACUAAAAACGACCAUGGAGAGUCCAGACUAAAAAUGACCUUGAAGAGUUGUUCCCUCCCUAAGAUGCUGUGUUAUUUUAAGGAGGGAUCUAGUUGGCUUCCAGCCCCUAAAGCAUGGUUACAGAAAGGACAUAGCGAGAUGGUUCCCAGAGGUGCACAUCUGAAAGGACGAGGAGCCAUGGUUGGAAGUUGGAACCUGGCAAAUUCUGGUUGAAUAUAAGGACAAAAUGUCCACAAAGUGGUUAAGCACUGGAGCAGGCUGUGGCUCUGAAAUCCCCAUGAUAUUGGAUAUUUUACCUGCAAUGCUCCCUUCAUUUGUCUGAGUUAUUGUGACCUGGAAUGCGUACCGAAAUGUUAGUUAGGGCUGGGGGGUGGUUCUCGGAUGAUUUCUGUGUCCUAAAAACCCUCAAAUCCUCAGUGUGAGGAUUAGUGAUCAACGGCUAAUGAUUAACUCAGUGAUUCAGCUGUGCUUUAAUGGUAAAUGAAGAGCUUCUCUUGAGCAGCCCAUGCCUUAUUUAUUUACUAAUUUUCAGGAUGAGAACAAAAUGUGCCCACGUUAAUUUAAGAGAAAUUCAGAAUGGCACACAAUCACCGGGGCUUCAGUGCUCAUCCAGGAAAAGCUUGAAACUUCUGACAUGCAGGGGUUUGGCAGAGACCAGCUCCUGCCCACCCAGGUUUGUGUGCCCCUUGCUCAAAUUGUACAGCUCUGUGCCGAGCCCCCAUGAACAAUUUCCCCAGGGAACUGCUGACAGUGCUAGAGUAGAGAGCCCGUUCUUCAGCUCAGCGUGUAUGUGGCUGCUGCUAAUUUCACUUUCAUUAAACCAGAUUUGGAUCAAUUAAAUCUCUCUGAAAGAAGGCGGCUACGGUGCCUGCGCAGCCAUUUGGCACCGGGAUGCUCUUUGGGGACGCUGUCGGUGACGAAGAUGGUGCAAACUGAAACACCCCACAAAGCAAACAGCCCCACAGCUGCUCUCAUAAUCUCGACGCCUUGUUAAUGAUUUAUUUAUUUUUUAACACGAAGGCAAGUGUCAAAAUUGUGCGCUCCCAGUCUGCUGGCAGGGGGCAGUGUUGCUGCCAGACUACAUUUCCCAGGAGCCCGCUGUCUGCCGUGUCGCUCACCGAGGACCUUGCAGCUCUCCGGAGGAAUUUGGGCUGCUGCGGUUGCGAGCGCUGGCACUGUAGAAACAUGACCUUCAGAAAUUUGUCUCCUAACCAACCCAGAGCACAGCUGAGCUAGCGUGGCCAGGGCCGCUCCUCUUUCAGAGCCGCGCAGGGUGGCUGCCUAGCCUUGCCGCAUGUCACACGCUACAUGGUACCUGCAGAAGACGAGAAGAGCUUACCUCUUCCAGAGAGAUGGCCCCGGGCCAGCAAAUUCGCUCUGUCAGCCUGUGCGGCCGCUGUGGCAGAACUAGUGACGUUCCCCCUGGAUCUCACGAAAACUCGACUGCAAGUCCAAGGUGAAGCUGCCGCGCGUGGCAGCGGAGCUGCUGCCAGCCAGGCUGUCCCGUACCGCGGCAUGCUGCGGACGGCGGCUGGCGUGGUGCAGGAGGAAGGCUUACUGAAGCUCUGGCAAGGAGCCACUCCGGCCGUCUACCGGCACAUAGUGUAUUCUGGUGUUCGGAUGGUUGCAUAUGAACAUCUGCGUGACUCUGUGCUUGGCAGGGCUGAGGACGAAAGCUUUCCUUUCUGGAAAGCUGUUGUUGGAGGCAUGUCUGCGGGUGCCAUCGGACAGUUUUUUGCCAGCCCAACUGAUCUGGUGAAGGUGCAGAUGCAGAUGGAAGGAAAAAGGAAGCUGGAAGGAAAGCCGUUACGAUUUCGAGGAGUGCACCACGCAUUUAUGAAGAUCCUGUCCGAAGGAGGAAUUCGAGGACUUUGGGCUGGAUGGGUGCCAAAUGUCCAGAGAGCUGCUCUGGUAAACAUGGGAGAUCUGACCACUUAUGACUCGGUGAAGCACUUCUUGCUUCUGAACACGCCACUCACAGACAACAGUCUCACUCACAGCGUUGCCAGUGGCUGUUCUGGCUUGGUGGCCGCUGUCCUGGGAACUCCUGCUGAUGUGGUCAAAACCCGGAUAAUGAACCAGCCGAGAGACAAGCAGGGAAGAGGUCUGCUGUAUAAGUCUUCCACGGACUGCUUGAUUCAAACGGUACAAGGUGAAGGGUUUAUGUCUCUAUACAAAGGCUUUAUACCAACCUGGAUGCGAAUGGCUCCUUGGUCACUGGUAUUCUGGCUUACAUAUGAACAAAUCAGAAGGAUCUGUGGAGUUAGUUCUUUUUGAAAUCAUAAACCACAUUAAUAUCCACAAAACGAAGAAUAGGAAAGCUGUAUUUUCAUUCCACAAGGCAUUCCUACCCCACAAAGAACUAAUUCAUUUAGGAGAGUGGAGUAGGAUCGCAUGUAUAGAUUGCUGCCCUAAAUCCAGUCCUUCCUGGCUAGGACUAGCCAUGACUUAAGCAUGCUAGCUGCUUGGCAGACCGCUGUACGAAGGUUAAGUUAUCCGCAAGAAAAAAAUGUCACAAUAAGACUUCAACUGGCAGCCAGCAUCAGCUUUCUGGACGAGUGAACAAAGGUUAAAAAAAAAAAACUAACAAGUAGAAUAUUGUAUGUUUUGUAAUAGUGAUGAUUCCUGUAAUUAAGGACAAAAGCAGAUUGAACAAUGCAGCACUGAACAUGUGGCUUACCAGCCUACAAAAUUACUUAGAAAUUUUUGUUAUUAUUAAUUUGUUUUCACGUAGAAAAAGAACUACCUCUUUAGUAUGAUGCCUCAGCAAACCAAGUGCAGGGUGCUAGGUACUGAAACAGAUUGAAACAGUUCACCUAACUUUCAAUCUGCUUUGCACAAAAAGCAGAAGGGGCUAUGCUCCUUGUGGUUUCCUGAAUCUGUCUGACCUCUACACUCAACCACCUGAGUAACAUCCACGACUGAAAUUCAGUCCCUGAAAUCAAAAAGCCUAGGGAAGCCUAAGAAAUCAAAAGCCUAGUUCACUCUGUCCUACUUGAGGGGCUCACAAUAGGCGUGUUGUCCACAGGACAAGUUGCACUACUUGUCCUUUCAGAGUCCCAGCACUGACAGGGCAGACUGGGUCACUAAAGUACCACUUUUCCAUGGAAAUAUACACUCUGCCCUUUUUAAAUCUAGGCAGAAAUAUAAUGUUCCCUUACAAAAAAAAACGGAUAUUUGAAUAUAUAUAUUUUUUUAAUCUAAAGCUUUCCACAUUUUAUAGGAAAGAGGACUACUUCUGUUUGUCACUAGGCUUUGUCUAUGAGGAGGCAAAAAUGCACUCUAGUAGAAAUCAUAACAUAGACAGAACAAAGCUGGCUUUGAUUUAACAACACCAAACAAUGAAACGACACUACAAAAUUUGUUCUCCAAGUAAAUACUCAAGAUUUCUUCCAGACUAAACUUUGCAACCAGUCCCUCCCAGGUGCCAAUUUCUGAUUAAAACAAUCUGAAUG
Cygnus olor (mute swan) is the source of this 5160-nucleotide messenger RNA. It is a transcript of the gene SLC25A27, whose product is annotated as solute carrier family 25 member 27. Lineage: Eukaryota; Metazoa; Chordata; Aves; Anseriformes; Anatidae. Gene Ontology annotation, biological process: response to cold. The record is from RefSeq and is a predicted model, not a curated record. The coding region runs from base 3014 to 3982 and encodes 322 amino acids. The transcript is spliced from 9 exons.